UAUACUAUACCUAUUAGGUAUAUAAUAAUAUUUAUACACCUUGGCUUACUAGUUAGUAGUUACUGUCUACUAUAGUAUAUUAUAUAUAGGACGUAUUUCGACCACAAAAUAGAUAUAACUUCGACUAUUAUUAUUAUUGUUAUUCUCGACGCCGCGAUAGAGUUGAGCAACAGGUUGUUUUUUUGCGUUGCUUGUGUUUUAUACUGAUUGGUAAAAACUUUCUUAUUUUUUAUUCCAAAUAGCGUUACGAUGAACGUAAACAAUAAUUAUCGUUGUUGAAAACGACACACGAUGAGCUUCUCCAGUCAGAUAUUCCGUUCACCGGAGUACACGAGCUUCAGGUGCAACGUGCCUCUCAAACAAAUCAUAUUGGACGAUACCGGCACGAAUAAGGGAUGGAGAGUGUAUGACACGGGUCCUCGUUCAGUUCAAACCCCGUUAGUGUUCUUGCUUCCAGUUAGUGGACGAGCCGAAGUCUUCUUCAAACAAUUGCUAACGCUUAGUUCAAAAGGCUAUCGAGUCAUAUCAGCUGAAAAUCCACCUUAUUGGAGUGUGACUGAAUGGUGUGAGGGAUUCAUGCAACUGUUGGAUCAUAUGGAUAUUAAACAAGUGCAUUUAUUUGGUGCUUCAUUAGGUGGAUUUUUGGCUCAAAAGUUUGUAGAGUUUUCUACAAUUGUACAUCAACCUAAAGUUGUAUCACUAUUCUUGUGCAACUCUUUUACUGAUACAUCAAUAUUCAAAUAUAAAGAUGCUGCUGUUUUAUUUUGGAUUUUACCUGCAAUGGUGCUUAGGAAAAUGGUGUUAUCAAAUUUUUCAUCAAGGGAAACAUUUUACGAUACACGGAUAAUGGAUUCAAUAGAUUUUAUGGUCGAACUGAUUGAAUCAUUAUCACAGGCUGAUCUAGCAUCUCGUUUGACCAUGAACUGUUUGAAUAGCCGUGUUAAUACAUCAUUGAUGAGAGGCUUAAAAAGUGUCACCCUUAUGGAUGUAUUUGAUGACUAUGCCUUAGGUUCGCCCAUUAAGGAAAAAAUUUAUCAGGAAUAUCCUGAAGCUAAACUGGCUCAACUCAAGUCUGGCGGUAAUUUUCCAUACCUAAGUCGCAGUGAUGAAGUUAAUUUACACUUGCAGAUACAUUUGAGAAAAUAUGAUGGUACUCCUUUUAGUGCAAGUGAUAACAUUCCCAAUGCAGAGUAACUCAAAUACUUUAUCACAAAAAACUGCUCAACAUUUAUACAUUAUUACUGACCAAUUUGCUGAAUAAAAGUGUGCUGUGAAAUAGUUUGGCCAAUUUAUAAACACACAAUAUACAUUUAAUUGCAUUUAGUGAUUAAAUAAUUUUUAAUUUUA
Molecule: messenger RNA, 1347 nt
Organism: Metopolophium dirhodum (rose-grain aphid)
Lineage: Eukaryota; Metazoa; Arthropoda; Insecta; Hemiptera; Aphididae
Product: maspardin-like
Exons: 7
Coding region: 292-1194 (300 amino acids)
Source: RefSeq, a predicted model, not a curated record